AUGGAAUCUAACGGAACAUCACUUAAGAUGACGCCUGCCUGGUUCAAGUUGAAUGAUCAACAAGCAGUAUUGAAAGAUAUUGUUUAUCCACCAGCUAUUAACGAUAAUCAACCAUUCGAUACUAUAGCAGCUUAUCGAACAUUUACUAAUAAAUCAAAAGAUUUUUGCCGAAAACCAAUAAAUAUUGCUGAAGAUUCAACAGAAACACUCAUACUUGUUCUCGAUGCCUUCGCUCGCAAAUUCAAUGGCAAUCUGACUAUCACCAUGAAUGAUGUGCCAGUUGAUGACAGUUCUCAUUGUUUAGCUUGCGGUAUAGGCAAUCUUGGCAAUGUUCAUAUGCUUACCAACAACUAUGUACCAAUGGCCAAGUUUGCGUUCAACAUCACCGUCGAUUAUGACAAGAAUUUUGCAGAAUCAAAGGAUACUAUGGAGAAUUUCGCUUUGAGUUUUUGUCGAGAUGUUUCUCAACUUUUAUCUUGUGAAGAGCACUAUAUUCGCAUACUUUCUGUGAAAAAAUCAAACAAACAAUCUGAUGAAACUAAAGUUCAUUUCGGUAUAACCAAACCGAAUUUUAAUGAGACACAACAGCUUGCUCAUUUAUUACAGGAUAAGGCCCAAAAAGGCUUUCCUAAACGACCAGUACUUCAAUACGUCAAACCUGCUUCAUACGUUUAUAAAUGGGCUUCGAUUUUAUCUUACUUUCAAUUGCAACCAAAUGAUUUCACCCCAGAAUUCAAUAGAGAUUACGAGAAAUCAGAAAUACUUGAAUCUGAAAUGAGAGGAGGAUAUCCAUACUAUCGUCCGAUUGGUUGGUAUCGUCAUGCAUUAAAAAUUGAUCAUAAGCAUCUGGAUGAUGCGACCUGGCUCAGUUGUGACAAUGCUGAUGACGAAUGGCCAGUUGCAUUUCAAGGAACACAUCAAAACACCAUAAACAAUGGUUCACUUCAAUUUGAUGGAAUCGAAAUGAAUGAACCACGACUCUAUUUAGCCACUCAUUGUAAUGGUGGAUCUCACCCACGAUUUACAGAAGUAUUUUCCGUUAAAGUAUCUAAUAAGAAUACAGAAAAUUAUCGGCUGGUGUUUCAGUGUCGUGUUCAACCGAAAAUGUUCACCGUUCAUGAAAGCUCAAUAGAGAAAGGAGAAAUGUGGCGCUUUGUCGAUCCGAAAGCUAUUCGACCGUAUGGCUUAUUGUUAAAAAAAGAAGAAGAAUCAUAA
Molecule: messenger RNA, 1215 nt
Organism: Rotaria sp. Silwood1
Lineage: Eukaryota; Metazoa; Rotifera; Eurotatoria; Philodinida; Philodinidae
Source: the annotation of a GenBank genome assembly